GUAGACAGGGAACGAUGUUUCCGUAGCAACUGCGGCCGGCCCGUUAACUGCAGCCGCCGUACCGGAGCUCAUUUGGGGGGGAUUGUCGUCGGUAACCGGAGUCCAUAACCGUGUGUGGGCGUAGAGACACGGGGCGACGCAGUAUCGAGGUGGCGGGCCCGCAGUUCCGUGUGGAGAUGCUGAAUAUGUGGAAAGUCAGAGAGCUGGUGGACAAAGCCACCAAUGUGGUGAUGAACUACUCUGAGAUCGAGUCCAAGGUGAGAGAGGCCACCAAUGACGACCCCUGGGGACCCUCAGGACAACUGAUGGGAGAGAUAGCCAAGUCUACCUUCAUGUAUGAACAGUUCCCAGAGGUGAUGAACAUGCUGUGGACCAGGAUGCUGAAGGACAACAAGAAGAACUGGAGACGGGUCUACAAGGCUUUACUUCUCUUGGCCUACCUGAUCAGGAAUGGGUCUGAGAGAGUCGUCACCAGCGCCAGAGAACACAUUUAUGAUCUGCGGUCACUAGAGAACUACCACUUCAUUGAUGAGAACGGUAAGGAUCAGGGCAUCAACGUGCGUCAGAAGGUGAAGGAGAUGGUGGAGUUUGUGCAGGAUGAUGAUAGACUGAGAGAGGAGAGGAAGAAAGCCAAGAAGAACAAAGACAAAUACAUCGGAGUCUCUUCAGACAGCAUGGGAGGAGGGGGAGGCGGCACCUUUAAGAACUCUGGGAGUAGCGAGUUGGACCGGAAUAAGUGGGAUGAAGAUUGGGAUAAGAGCAGAGGAGCAUUCCCCUUCAGUGAGAAGCUCGGAGAAAUCAGUGACAAGAUUGGCAGCACCAUUGAUGACACACUCAACAAGUUCAGGAAGAAGGAGCGAGACGACUCCCCUGACAGAAUCAGUGACAGUGAGGAGGACCGGGUAUCCAGGAACGGGCGGCAGGAGAAACUAGAGUUCAAAGAUGAGGAGGAAACGGUAACAACCAAGAGCAUCCAGAUCACCCAAGCAACAGAAACCACAACCACCACCACGCGGAAACGCAGCGGAGCCACAGGCAGCAAGACUCUGGACCUGGGUGCUGCAGCCCAUUACACUGGAGACAGGAGCCCAGAGGAGAAGCCAUCAGUCAGGCAGUCGUCCAGUAGCGGUCUUGCAGACCUGUUGAUGGUUGACCCUUCAUCUAAUCAGAGCACUACAACAGGUGGCAGUUCAGACCUUAUUGGUGGCUUUGCUGAUUUCUCCUCUCCUGCAGCCUCUGCCAGCCUCCCAUCCACCACCGGUGCAGCAUCAUCCAAUGGAAAUGGAGAAUUUGGAGAUUGGAAUGCCUUCUCAGCCAAUCCCCCAGCUUCCUCCAGCACUGGUCCCUCCCAGCCCGUCACUGACCUGUUCAGCAGCAUCCAGUCAUCUUCAGCUCCAGCCUCUAAUCCUGCCUCUGUCCCUCCUUCUGCUGAGCUCUUUGACCUGAUGGGCGGGGUUAACCAUCAAUUAACCAAUCAGCAUACGACACUGAGCGCUUCUCAGAGCAUGACUUUCUCUCUGGGCGGAGCACCACCAGGCACUACUGUUGCCAUGCCCACCAUCCCUCUUUCUCGCUCCCAACAGAGCCUGGGAGGCCUGAUGUCCCAGCAGCCCAUGGGACAGCAGCAGAAGGUAGGGGUUGGAGGUCAGGGAUCAUUAGGGUCAACCUGGUCCGACCCCUCUGUAAACAUUAGCCUGGACUUCCUAUCAGCAGGCCUCAACCCCACCAAGACACCACCCACUCUGAACAAUAUCAUCCAGCAACAAGGUGUGCCUCCCGUCAACUUACUGGCCCAGAACUUUGGAGGGUUGAACCUCAACUCCCCACCCUCUGUCACACCCAUCAGACCAACAACCAAUCCCAUGAUGGCAGGGAACACCAUGACGAUGGGCAUGCCGGCGUCUAUGGCAGCUGGUAUGCCGGCCUCAAUGGCAACGGGUACCAUGGGGAUGGGCGGAAUCCCUGUCAACCAAGGCGUGAUGGGAAUGAACAUGAGCAUGAAUAUGGGCAUGGCGUCUCCAGUGAUGAUGGGUGGCAUGGCUGGUAUGGGGAUGUCAGGAGUAGGGAUGCCAGCCAUGGGCCUUGCACACUCCAUCACCCCAGCAAUGGUGCCACCCAAACAAGAUGCCUUCGCUAACUUUGGCAAUUUCGGGAAAUGAAGGAGUACUCAUGGUUGUGUGGGUGUGUUUGAGAGAAAGCGUGUGUGUGUGGGAGUUUGUGUGAGAGAGCGAGACAACAGAAGGACUACAGUACUUGAAGUAAACAUUGUGGGUUUCCCUCUCAGCUCCUGUUUUCUCUGAUCAUCAAUCACCACUGAUUUUUCACCAUCUUGAUUUGUGGACAAGGUCUUCACGGUAGGGAGAGGGGGCCCAUUGGUGCUGUAAUGUGAUGCGUAAAAUUCUUAUAUACACCCAAUUAGGGGCACCCAAUACGCUUCAUUGCAACAGUCAUCUGGAGAAGGCAGAAUACAUACUCUAGUUGCCCAGCAGAGGGCAGGAUAGGAGUGUGCAUUGAGAAAAUAAGGUCUUGUUACUCCUGAGCCUGAUUCAAUAGAUGAAUUGCAUAUUACCAUGGAAAAGAUCUGUCCUUUUCUCUUUGUCUACCCUGUCCUCUGUUUAAAUCAGGUUGCUAUUCACAGCAAAUAGACAUAUGCAACAGGGCACCUAGUAUUGCUGUGCAGAAGUAUAAAUGAUGAGACGACUGAAACCUUCAGUUGAACUGCACAGAACAGAGGUAAACGGUGAAAGAGGGAGUAGAAAAGUGGCCCAGGUUCUUUUAAGUAUUUGGCUACUGCUUGACUCUGGGUUUCCUUUAUUUAUAUCACAGUUAUACAGUCUGUUCCAGUUAGGAGUGAUGACUGUCCUCCCCUCUACACUUGGGGUGCCUCUGCCAGAUAAAUGCCUUGUUGUUUGGUAACAGUCUGAUGGAAGAGUCAGUCAGUAUUUCAAUCAUAGCACUAUUCAAUGAUAACUUCUCUUCUGCUAUUGUGUCACCUCAGGGUGCUGUUGCCACACCCUUGUCUUCGCAAAAGCAAAGCAUUCAGCCAUUUUCAGUAUGCAUUCAUGUGACCUACAUAGAAAUUAAAAUUCUACUCCAAUAUUAUAUGCGCACGCUAUUAACUGAAUAUAAGUAGAGAGUAAAGGUUUUGGGAGUAAGAUAAAUUAAAGUAAGAGUAUUUUGAAGUCAACAUGGACACUGAUGGUGAGAAAAGAGGACAAAUUACAGUUAAUUACUUUUUCAAGACUGGCCAUCUCAGUCCUCACUAUGUCUCCCACGUGUUAAAAGCAGUGGCACUCAGGACAGUUUUCGGUCAACUCAGACUUACCCAUGGUUCUCUCAGUUAUGUUAUUUUAAUCACAACAUCGUUGCCAGGAACCAUUUUAAUAGAUUUUUACCAACAGCUGCUGGGAACAGUGUGAACCUGCAUUGCCCAUUGCCUGCUAAACCACCACCAUUACAACUGAGAAGGAAUAGAGAGCAGUUUUUUUCUGUUAACUGACACUGAUCCAAAAAGUUUUUGGGUCUUGAGUUACGUGCGUGUGUGUGUGUGUGUGUGUGUGUGUGUGUGUGUGUGAGUGAGAGAGUGUGUGUGUGAGAGAGAGAGAGUGUGAGAGAGAGUGUGUGUGAGAGAGAGAGAGAAACAGAUUGAGUGUGUGUAUGACUGUGUAUAUGGGUCUAGUUUUCUCUCUGUUUGACGUGCAAACACAGCUAAGCAGAACCUCUUGUCAUGUUCUGAGGCACUGCGCUCCAAAUGACCAAAUCUUUAUUUUGUUACUCUCAGAAGGAUGAUUCCAUAGCUAUUAGUUUAAUAUUUUAAUAGUUAUAUGGUUAAGUUCAUAUACUCAUGUUAUAUGAAUGCGAGAGCUACUGAAAACAUAAAUUAGUUGAAAUGAAAAUGUGAAAAAAUGGAAGAAUAAAUCACUUUCAUUGUUUUUGUGUUUCUUUUCAGUACAGCUUGUUUGAUUUGAUUGUACUCAACAAUAUUUUCUGUACAUCAACAGUUAAUUAAAUUAUGACAUGAAGGAU
Molecule: messenger RNA, 4026 nt
Organism: Myripristis murdjan (pinecone soldierfish)
Lineage: Eukaryota; Metazoa; Chordata; Actinopteri; Holocentriformes; Holocentridae
Product: clathrin interactor 1
Exons: 12
Coding region: 177-2159 (660 amino acids)
Biological process (GO): endocytosis
Cellular component (GO): endosome; plasma membrane; clathrin vesicle coat
Molecular function (GO): clathrin binding; phospholipid binding
Source: RefSeq, a predicted model, not a curated record